AAAAAGAAGAAAAAGAAAUUCAAGAGACUCAAAGUGAAGAAUCUUCCUCUAUUCAUUCGGAGAUAACUAAUGCUACUUCAACCCUCACUCCCCUUUUACGUACCUAUUCGUUAGGUCGACCUGUUCGAUCUUAUCAAGGUCAACUAGAAAUUAAUCAAGAGGAAAUUAUAUCAACUUUUAUUCAGAGCCCAAAUGUUGAUUCUUUUUCUGAAGGUAGUCAAUUUUCUGCUCAAAUGAAAGUUAACCAACGUUUAGAGGAGUUAAAGGGUCAGAUUUUGGUUUUAAAUGACAAAAUUUCAACCUUAGAAAGAGAAAAAAAAGAUUUGCAAGAAACCAAUGAAUCACUAAGGACUAGUUUGAAUAAUUACGUUAAUUCUUUGUUAGAUUCCUUAAUUCAAGAACAAGAAAAUUUUAAUGUCGAUGAUGACAAUCUAAGUAUUUACCUAAAAAAUCAGCAAAGAACAAUUGAUAAUUUAGAAGAAAGUCUUGGUAAAGAAUUAAAUUCAGAACAGUCUCGCAAUCUUCGUGGAAUUCAGAAACAACUUGCCUGGUUUCGUGAGGAACAAAUGAAAAGAAAGUUAGAAAGGUUAGAAGAGCAACUUCAAAAUCAGAUUCUAGUUUCUCCUAAGUAA
Messenger RNA from Paraglomus occultum, 632 nucleotides. Lineage: Eukaryota; Fungi; Glomeromycota; Glomeromycetes; Paraglomerales; Paraglomeraceae. The record is from the annotation of a GenBank genome assembly.